AUUGAAACCACCGAUACGCCGCACAUUUUGUUGGGGAGGUGUUGAACUACAGAUGGAAAUCGACACAGGGUCUCCGGUGUGCGUCAUCUCGCGCCAUAUCUACGAGCGACAUGGCACACAGUGGCCACGCUUGAAGGCGCCCCAAAUGAAGUUAUCGUGUUACGCGGGAGAGCUGCCAAUGCUGGGUGAACUCGAACUGUCGGUGCGGUACAAAAAUGUGUCCGUCAUGUGCACACUAAUUGUGCUUGACUGUGCAGGACCGAGCCUAUGUGGACGUGACCUGAUAACGGCGCUCAGCAAUAUGGGCGUGACGAUUGGACAGCUGACGGCGCCGGAAUUACCUGCCGCUACACGUUCAUUCGCUCACAGGGUGAACAGUAUGCUUGCGGACUACGAAGACGUCUUCUCGGCAGACCUUGGACUCAUCAAAGGUCCUCCUGCUAGCCUGAAGCUCAAGUCGACAGCGACGCCAAAAUUCUGUCGGCAGUUCACCCUGGUCACCCACCAUCAACCCCUGCUCGGACUACUGAGGCCUGAUCGCCAGACACCAACGAUAGCAGCAGCUCAAAUUCAACGGUGGGCACUGUUCCUGGGCGGCUACCAGUACAAGCUGCAGUACGUGCCUGGGAAGCAACUGCUGACAGCAGAUGCCCUCAGCAGACUUCCAGUAGAGGCGUCUGGGCCAACGUUGGAUGGCGACCCACCCGAGCGAACCCCCCAAAGGGAAGGAAAGUCUCCUGCGGAGUUUCUCCUGGUCUACCAACUACGUUCGCGCCUGGACAUGUGAUUGCCGCCCAGGGCCACAGGUUCGGCAACAGGUACGGAUGACUGGGCUGUCUUGCCAGGCAGCAGAGUGUAUGUGCGGAAUUAUGGCAGCGGCCCAAAGUGGGCG
Molecule: messenger RNA, 892 nt
Organism: Dermacentor silvarum
Lineage: Eukaryota; Metazoa; Arthropoda; Arachnida; Ixodida; Ixodidae
Exons: 3
Coding region: 53-787 (244 amino acids)
Biological process (GO): proteolysis
Molecular function (GO): aspartic-type endopeptidase activity
Source: RefSeq, a predicted model, not a curated record